AUGGCGGAUCCCAAAACAUACGAUUUCUGGAAGCUGUCUUCAGAGCCAUCGAAAACCAGCGACAAACCAAAAGCAUCCUCCAGUUCCAGAAUGUUCUCAUGCCUUUAUUGCACUCGUAGGUUCUGCACUUCCCAAGCUUUGGGAGGUCACCAAAAUGCCCACAAGACAGAAAGAGCGGCCAACAGAAGAACAUUCGCCGCCGGCGGUAUCCUCCUCCAGAAGGAAACACAACCACGACCACCCUUCUCUUACUGGCUCCAUCCACUUUCUUCGAUCCACUAUGCCUCCGGUGGCGGCUCCACCUCCACCUCAGCUUCUCUAGGUGUUUUUGGCGUUGGGUCAUUAACCCCAGAACCAUUUUCUCCUAACAGUGAUUCGACUGACCACCAUUUAGAAAUGCAGAAUGUAUCAUUGCUUUGUGGGGUUUUCUUUUAA
Molecule: messenger RNA, 435 nt
Organism: Olea europaea var. sylvestris
Lineage: Eukaryota; Viridiplantae; Streptophyta; Magnoliopsida; Lamiales; Oleaceae
Product: zinc finger protein KNUCKLES-like
Exons: 2
Coding region: 1-435 (144 amino acids)
Biological process (GO): negative regulation of abscisic acid-activated signaling pathway
Source: RefSeq, a predicted model, not a curated record